Messenger RNA from Guillardia theta CCMP2712, 1647 nucleotides. RefSeq lists its product as hypothetical. Gene Ontology annotation, biological process: nucleocytoplasmic transport; activation of GTPase activity. Lineage: Eukaryota; Cryptophyceae; Pyrenomonadales; Geminigeraceae. The transcript has 2 exons. The coding region runs from base 1 to 1647 and encodes 548 amino acids. Gene Ontology annotation, cellular component: cytosol; perinuclear region of cytoplasm; nucleus. The record is from RefSeq and is a predicted model, not a curated record. Gene Ontology annotation, molecular function: small GTPase binding; GTPase activator activity.
AUGAGUAGAGGCGACGUUAUGGAAGAGGCAGCCAUCAAAGCUAGAAUAGGAUUGCAGGGACUGGGCGAUAGUGCAGAGCGAGUGUGGCUCAAGGCCGGAACAAAGCUGGGGCGAGGAGUGAGCAAGAGCCUUCGGGAUAGUCUCCAAGAACCUCAGAAGGACAAGUUGAAGUUCGAGUUCAGAGCCAUCAAAGGCUUCGACGUUCCAGCCGUUCCACCUUGCAUCCAUCAAGUCGACGGGCUGGUCUCCUUCCAAGUAGCGGAGAUCAGGACUCGCCAUGGGCGUCGAGACUUUGACAGCUCCAUCUUCCACACAGUGUUGGAGCGGAUACACAUGGAGACUCAGAGGGGUUUCUCGAGAAUCGGCUCCCUGAGUUUGGACUUUUUCUCCUGCCCUCCGGACGUCCAGCUGCCGCUAGUUGCGGAGUUGCUCCACAGCAGCCCGAGCAUAGCUGAGCUCUCCCUUGUCAAUGUUCCGCUGGGCAACUCUGGCAUGAAGCUGCUGGCGGCUGGCUGUGAAGGAGGAGGAGUCUUGCGAUCCCUCACGCUACAUUCCAUUGGGGUGGAUGAGGGAGGGGCAUCGAGCCUGGGACGGAUCAUCUACUUGAACUCAAGCUUGACGGUGUUAUCUCUCAACGACCUGGCGCUGUCGUUCAACGGAGGGAAGAUGGUAGGUGAAGCGCUCAUGAGCAACUCUACAUUGAUGUCCCUCAGUCUGAGAAACGCCCGACUGGGACCCCUUGGGAUGGGAAUUUUCAGCCCGUGUCUGGCGAACAAGGUGAGCCUUCAGAAGCUUGACUUGCAUGGCAACGACAUCCAAAACUUCGGGCUGAUGCAGGUGCUAUCAGCAAUGUCCGAACUGAGAUCCAUCCGCUGCUUGGAUUUGUCUUGUAACUGUAUUGAUGGGUACUUCAUCAUGAACUUGACAGGAUUGGUCGAUCAUCGAAAUGGACUGGAGAGCCUGAAAAUUGGUGGUAUGCACCGCAUGGAAAUCUAUUUACCGGCAUUGCUCAAUCUUCCCAUGAUAACCCAUCUUAAAGAGCUCGAUCUCAGCGAAACCGCCCGCGGUUCAGAGUUCUUGACGCUCUUCGCUGUGGGGCUCGCUUCCUUGAAGCAUCUGGUGUGGCUGGGACUCUCGAGCCUCAGCCUCAAGGCGGAGGAAAUCCUGGUCCUUUCUCGUUCCUUAUCAAGCCUGGAGUCCUUGGAGCACCUCAAUUUCUCGAGAAACUUCAUAGGACAGCAGGGCAUGAUCGCGUUGGCCAACACAAACUUCGCACGGAUGAGUAGGCUGACGGCCCUCGACCUGGCUCUCAACGACUUGGGCCCGGUAGGUUCCAUCUGUCUGUGUAGUUGCCUCGAUACCUUCAGCAAUUUGACGUCCCUGGACCUCAGUCACAAUCAGCUCGGGGCUGUGGGAGGGCAGCAGCUGAUCUCUGCAAUUCCGCGGCAUCUCAAGGGCCUUAAAAGUCUUGGUAUGGCAGGGAACAUGCUGGGAGACAGGGGAGGAGAGCAUCUUGUUGAGGAGGUUUUGGUCAACAGGCAGGUAGAGUACGUCAAUCUUUCUGGGAAUGGGCUGUCAGAAGAGUGUGUAGAGUACAUUCGUGAGAUAUGUGAUAGCCUAGAGAUUUGUAUCGAGAUCAAUCAGUAG